Messenger RNA from Triticum dicoccoides, 1052 nucleotides. RefSeq lists its product as uncharacterized. The record is from RefSeq and is a predicted model, not a curated record. Bases 140 to 697 code for a protein of 185 amino acids. NCBI's taxonomy places the organism in Eukaryota, Viridiplantae, Streptophyta, Magnoliopsida, Poales, Poaceae. The transcript has 5 exons.
CUUUUCGACAAAUAUCGAGGGUUGGAGUAGAGCCCACAUAUUCAAGUCUGUUCUUAUCCUUAUUCCCCCCUCUCCUCCGAAUCUUCCUUGGCAAGACUCCUCCGAUCCAAACACCUCCUGGUCCCUCGGUCCAUCCGCCAUGGCAUCGCCCGCCGGUGACGACAGCCACCUCUUCGCCGGCGUCCACUUCCUCCUCAUCGGUUUUGACAGCGUCUCCGUGUCCCAGAAAAUGGUACCUUUGAUGGGCGCACAAUUCUCCAAACCUUUGUUAGCACCCUCAGUCACUCAUCUGGUUUGGUAUAAAUUUGAAGGUGAGAAGUACAAGCGUGCCGAAAGGUUGGGCAUCAAGAUUGUUAAUCACCGGUGGUUGGAGGAUUGCUUAAAGUCAUGGAAAAUCCUUCCAGAAGAUGAUUAUAGCGAGAGUGGCUGGGGACUAGAGAUAAUGGAGGCACAAUCCAAGGAACGCCUCAAGUUCCCGAUUCGGGAGCGCAUCAAGUUCGCAAAUGGGAAGUAUGCCAUGAAGAAAUCAAAGAAGAGAAGCAGCAAGGUGCUCGCUGCAGCCCUGGCACUCCUGAACCACGCCCAUCCAGAGGUAGGCACCGACUUCUUGGCGUGCCAUGAUCUUCCUCCCGACAUCCAGGGACCAGACUGCCAAGUACGCCAAGGUCGCAAGAGCCUCUGUUGCCUCGUGCGUUAGCAAGCUCAAAGCAGACGAAGCCUGAUGAACAACUAAAGAUGGACCUUGUUUGCAGAUACACCCUGAACUUCUUUUGUUAGAAAAAAGGUUAUGAAAUCUUCAGAGAAAACCAGUGAAAAGAAGUCAAGGGCCAUCACCUGUCGUAGCGUUCUGUCCUUGCCCCUGCCUUUCAUCGGUGAAAUAUAUUCCAGAAAGCUUUCAGAAAUGACCUGGUAUCUUUCGCUCAUUGCAACCGGGAGGCACAAAAAGUGGCGUAACUUAUGAUUUAAAUUCUCCUAUGUAUUGGGAUGGGAUGAUGAUCCUUCUAGUAUUAUCCUAGCUUAUAUUGUGGACAAUGUAACAUUUGAAUUAAUUA